AUGCCGCAGUUUCACAAAGUCGAGAUAAACAGGACCGAAUGGGAGGUUCCGGAACGAUAUCAAAUGCUUACACCAGUGGGAUCAGGAGCUUACGGCCAAGUCUGUUCAGCGGUUGAUACAAGAACUGGACAAAAGGUAGCGAUAAAAAAGCUAGCCAGGCCAUUUCAGUCAGCUGUGCACGCAAAACGCACAUACAGGGAACUUCGUAUGUUGAAACAUAUGAAUCAUGAAAAUAUAUUUAGUUACGCAUCUGAUGGGUGCUGAUCUCAAUAAUAUUGUAAGAACUCAAAAACUUUCGGACGAUCAUGUACAAUUUCUUGUUUAUCAAAUCCUUCGCGGUCUCAAAUAUAUUCAUUCUGCGGGUAUAAUACACAGGGAUUUGAAACCCUCUAACAUAGCGGUGAAUGAGGAUUGUGAGCUGAAAAUUUUGGACUUUGGAUUAGCCAGGCCUACAGAGAAUGAAAUGACUGGCUAUGUUGCUACGAGAUGGUACAGAGCACCUGAAAUUAUGCUCAAUUGGAUGCAUUAUAAUCAAACAGCUAUAGAUUUACUUGAAUUAAUGUUAGAAUUGGAUGCAGAAAAACGAAUUACAGCAGAACAAGCUUUAGCUCAUCCGUAUCUAGCACAGUAUGCUGAUCCAACUGAUGAACCAGUAUCUUUACCAUAUGAUCAGAGUUUUGAAGAUAUGGAUUUACCUGUUGAAAAAUGGAAAGAGAUAAAAUGUAUAUUUUUGUUAAUGACGCAAUGAUACAAGAAAGUGCUAAUAUUUUUCACACCAAGCAUAAGCUUUUAGAAUGUAAAGUCACCAAAUGUGUGACAAAUAUUCACAUUCGUGAUUUUGUAUGGACGUUUUUGUUACAUGUUCACGCGUUUCGAUACUUUGAAGCUACUAUUGAAAGCACACAUUAA
This is a messenger RNA of Heterotrigona itama, 909 nucleotides long. The record is from the annotation of a GenBank genome assembly. NCBI's taxonomy places the organism in Eukaryota, Metazoa, Arthropoda, Insecta, Hymenoptera, Apidae.